This is a messenger RNA of Cooperia oncophora, 222 nucleotides long. The record is from the annotation of a GenBank genome assembly. Lineage: Eukaryota; Metazoa; Nematoda; Chromadorea; Rhabditida; Trichostrongylidae.
AUGUACUGGAAGCAUAUUCUGGUCGGCGACUUUGUUCAUGUCUCCAACGAGCAAGAAAUCCCUGCGGAUGUCUUGUUUCUGAGAUCAUCUAAUGAAAAUGGUACGUGCUACGUGGAAACAUGCAACCUCGAUGGCGAAACUUCGAUGAAACAACGACUAGUGCCUCGCAAUUAUAUGCGUUUUUCACAGGUGAGCUUGCUAAACUGUCAGUCUAAUCACUAG